UUCGAGGACUUUGCUCGUAUUGUACUGUACAUAGCUGAACACAAGAACGGCAGAAGCGGGAUACUCGAUAUUUGGCAAGCAAGCACCGGCAAUACCCGGCCCCAUCUUUAUCAAGACUUGACGGCCAGCAUAGGGAAAGCUAUUUAGUUCACACCACGCUUCCUUUGCCAGAUAGCCUGCUAGCCAUGGCGUCUUCGGACGAGGAUUACUAUGGCCUCCUUGGUCUGGCAUAUGGGGCUUCGGAGGCGGAUAUCCAGAGGGCAUACAGGAAAAGUGCUCUGAAGUACCACCCCGACAAGGUCGGCGCCGACAACAAACAAGCUGCUCGCAUGUGGGAGCUCCUCGACAUCGCGGUCCAAACGCUUUCCGAUCCCGCCAAAAAAAGCGCCUACGACGCUCAAUACAAGUCCCGGAUAGCACAAAAGCGCAAACUAGAAGCAAUGGACGCAGGUCUCCGCGCCGCAAAGGAGUCUCUCGAACGCCGUGAGCAGGAGGCAUCAAAACGCUCCAAAUCAGAUCCGACGUUCAUGGCCGCCGUGCAUCGGCGGAACGAAAUUGAUAGGUUACGGGAGGAGGGGAUGAAGAAAGCGCAGGCCGCCGAGGAGGUCCGGAGACAGAUGUUUGCGGCAAAGGUGGAUGGUGCGAGGCGGGAGGCGGAGGAGGUGGCUGUGAGGGAAGCAAGGCGAAAGGCGGAGGACGGUGCGAAUGCGUUAGAUCGUACAGUCAAAGUGAAGUGGAAGAGCAAGCGGGUGGAGCCUGGGGCUGGCACGGCUGAAGCGUUACAGGCGAUCUUUGAGCGGUAUGGACCAGUCGAGGAUGUCGUUCUGUCGUCAAAGGGCAAAUCAAAUGCUAUGGUGGUGUUUUCCUCGAUCUUUGAUGCGAACUCAGCAAUCGAAGAUCAAGCAAACCCACACUUCAUCAAUUUCAAGCUCUCCUGGGCAUCCGGCUCCGAACCCCCAUCCCUAACGUCCUGGAAACGUUCCUCAUACGCAUCCUCAUCACACCUAAACCAAUAUUCAUCAUCCACACCAUCAAGGCGAGCGGCCCACGAGAGCCCCAUCCCGCCAUCAGCAUCCGCAUCGUUUCGAACAGCCGACUUUGACGACGAGUAUGAAUCGUUGACGUUGGAGAAGAUGAGAAGGGCCGCGAUGGAGAAGACGGCCGCGGCUGCCACCACUGAUAGCUCAGGGGUCUCUUGAGAGAUUGAUGUCGUCUCCUACCCGCGCCGCUCAUCACCUACCAAAGCCCGCAAUGUACAUAGUACAUAUCUAUUGCCGAACGCUGGUAUGAAUACACUUAUUUUUGGUCGCCUUUGGAAAAUGACAACGCUAAAUGUGCAUCAUACGCGAGUGUCAUGCAUUCAUAUAUACCUCCCUUUUCCCAAACCAACACAAA
Molecule: messenger RNA, 1395 nt
Organism: Fimicolochytrium jonesii
Lineage: Eukaryota; Fungi; Chytridiomycota; Chytridiomycetes; Spizellomycetales; Powellomycetaceae
Exons: 3
Coding region: 186-1199 (337 amino acids)
Biological process (GO): spliceosomal complex disassembly
Cellular component (GO): spliceosomal complex
Molecular function (GO): RNA binding
Source: RefSeq, a predicted model, not a curated record